AUGACGCUUUCUCUCAGGCCUUGGUUCCACCCGACCAGCUUCUUCAGCCCGGACCCAUUCUCCACUUUCGACACGGAGCCCGAUUCGAGCAACGCUGAUCCGGAGGGACAGCAAGUUGCUUCCCGCUCUCCGGCCAAUUUUUUCCACCGUCACUCCCUCCCGGCUGGCCCAGCCACGGACAUUCACGACACGGGUGAUACAAUCGUGGUCACGAGCGAAUUGCCUGGUGUCAAGAAGGAAGAUGUCCACGUCAGCCUCGAUGAUAAGUCGCGCAAGCUGACCAUCUCCGGUUCGUUCAAGUCCGAGUUCCAUACCGGCAGUGGCGAACAAUUCAAGGAAGCUAGCGAGGAAGGAAAGGAGAAUGGCAGCGCAAGCAAGGAGCAGAAGAGGCAUGGCCCUCGUCCUCUGAUCAGUGAACGUACCUACGGUUCCUUCUCUCGCACGUGGAUCUUGCCCAACAAUGUGCAGACGGACCAUCCAGACAUCAAAGCGAGUUUCCAGGAUGGCGUUCUCAAACUCUGCAUCCCCAAGAAGGCGCAGCCUGAGACGAAGGAGCCGCGCACCAUCAUGGUUGAGUGA
This is a messenger RNA of Tilletiaria anomala UBC 951, 579 nucleotides long. RefSeq names its product HSP20-like chaperone. The record is from RefSeq and is a predicted model, not a curated record. Lineage: Eukaryota; Fungi; Basidiomycota; Exobasidiomycetes; Georgefischeriales; Tilletiariaceae. Gene Ontology annotation, biological process: protein complex oligomerization; protein folding; response to salt stress. The transcript has 2 exons. Bases 1 to 579 code for a protein of 192 amino acids.